CUGACGGUUGAUUACCAUUUUGCAAUGAAUGGAAAAUCUUUUUCAGUCAUUCAGGAACACUUUCAGGACCUGCUUCCAAAGCUGGUGUUACAUGGUACGGUGUUUGCCAGGAUGGCCCCUGAUCAGAAGACACAGUUGGUGGAGGAACUGCAGAACGUUGAUUACUAUGUGGGCAUGUGUGGAGAUGGCGCAAAUGACUGUGGAGCACUAAAAAGAGCCCAUGGCGGUAUCUCACUAUCCGAGUUAGAAGCAUCUGUAGCAUCACCCUUCACAUCCCGGACGUCCAGCAUUGCAUGUGUGCCAAACUUAAUACGG
Molecule: messenger RNA, 315 nt
Organism: Staurois parvus
Lineage: Eukaryota; Metazoa; Chordata; Amphibia; Anura; Ranidae
Source: the annotation of a GenBank genome assembly